AUGUCUCUACCGUCCGCUGAGGUAGCUGCCGACUUCAGAGACGCCCUUCAGGACUUGAAGAUCAACAGUAGACCAGAGAUUAGCAACCUAACCAUCAUCGCCAAAGAGAACACAGAGCACGCCCAGGCCAUAUCACUCGAGCUCGAAAACCACAUCCGAACGACUCGACCGGAGUGGAAGCUGCCGGCUCUCUACGUGCUCGACUCUAUCGUCAAAAAUGUUGGCACGCCCUACACGGUCUAUCUCGGGCGCAAUCUGUAUCGGACCUUCAUGGACGCGUAUCUUGUCAUGGACCAGCACACCCGGAAAGCAAUGGAAGGCUUGCUGAAGACGUGGAAACAGCCAGUGCCUGAGUCGAUGGAUCCACGUCCCGUCUUCUCACAUGAAGUGACUGGCGAUAUCGAAAAUGCCCUCAACAAGAUUCGCUCCGUCCAGGCUGCUCAGCAGGCACCGAGUCAGCGACCUAUGCAUGCUCUACCACCUCGACCUGCGACAGCUGCAAUCUGGCGAAACACACCGACUCCACCCCAGAGCGGCGCCCGAUAUGCGGCUCCACACGAUCCGCGAGUUCGAGCACCAUAUCCACCAGCGGCGCAGUAUGGCCAGUACCCGAGCCCCGUUUCGCAGACCAAUCAGUUCGGCCCGCCGCAGCCAUAUGCUCAGCCGAUGUCUUCUAAUGACCUGGAAGAUUUGAAGGCUGAAGUUGCGAAGCUGAUCAGUACUACGCAGCAAGCUUUUGCAUAUAAUCCCUCUGAUGCGGCGCUACAGACCAAGCUGCAAGCACUACUUGCGCUCAAGAAGGUCUUGGAGACGCAGACGCUCCCUCCUCAGCAAUUGGAAGCAGUUAGGAAGCAGGUCCAGAACUUGGCGCCCAUUCCUGCUCCUACACCAAUGCCUGCCUUUGCCCCUCUGGCAUCUGUGCCCCCACCGGUCAUGCACACCCCGCAACAACCAAUGCAGUCGAACUUUCCACCUCCGGCGAGUGCUCCCAUUGAUAUUGGGCAACUUCUUGCGAGCAUGAGGCCAGCAGCUACCCCCAUUGCUGCUACUCCUCAGCCCCCCUCCACUCCUAACCUAGCGGAUCUGCUCCGACGUGUCUCAUCGCCAGCCCAGUCGUCAACCCCAGCGACCGCGCCCUUCUAUCCAUCUCCUUUUUCAGCACCUCCCUCCAUCUCGACGCCAGUACAGGCUCCAGCCAUACCAACGCCUGCACCAGCGCCUGCCGCUACGCCAACGCAAAACCUCGCCCAAAUACUUGCGCAAUUCACCAAACCCGGAGCAGCACCAUCGGCACCGGCUCCACGACCCGCCCCUUCGCAAUUUACACCUCUCGCGCAAUUGCUGUCGCAACCGCCGGCGCAAGCGCCUCCCACGGCUCCCGCGCCCGGAAGUGCGGAAUGGCUUCUCAAUGCCUUGAAAGGACUACCAACGACCGGCACGCCCUCAAAUACCACUCCAGUAGCUUCUGAACCAAUGACGCGGCAGUCAUCUGCCCCGACUAACGUGCUCAACGAGAUCGAGCUAACGACCGCAUCGAUGAAGAAGCCACGACUGCAUUUAAUAUCAAGACUAUACGAGGCUUUCCCGAAUAUAUGUGCUACAUGUGGACGUCGAUUCGAGAGCACACCCCAGGGCAAAGAGAAGAAGGCUCGUCACAUGGACUGGCACUUUAAGGUGAAAGAUCCUGACGCUGCCAAGCGUGGUGUCCACCGGAGUUGGUAUAUCAGCGAGAAGGAAUGGAUUGAGUACCGUGAGGUCGACGAGACUUCCCCUGAGCAGCCGGCGAACGGGGCAUCAGCAGGGGCUGCUGCUGUCAAGAAGCAAGCAAAAGACAGAUAUGUGCCAGUCCCACAAGACGCAGCCAUCGCCCACGCACCCUGUCCGAUCUGCCAAGAGAAGUUCGAACCCCAGUGGCUCGUCGAGGCGAACGACUUCGUAUGGAUGGAUGCUAUCCAAGUAGGCGGCAAGAUCUAUCACGCAACUUGCUGGGAGGAGUACAGCAAAGGCGCUGGGAUCGCGACACCGAGCACACCCGACUCUGUUCUCGGAAAGCGCAAAGCUGAGGUCAGCACUCCUACCUCGGGAAAGAAGGUGCGAGCGUACUGA
Trematosphaeria pertusa is the source of this 2106-nucleotide messenger RNA. RefSeq lists its product as uncharacterized. Gene Ontology annotation, cellular component: mRNA cleavage factor complex; cytoplasm. Gene Ontology annotation, molecular function: mRNA binding; RNA polymerase II complex binding. Bases 1 to 2106 code for a protein of 701 amino acids. The transcript is spliced from 5 exons. Gene Ontology annotation, biological process: termination of RNA polymerase II transcription. Lineage: Eukaryota; Fungi; Ascomycota; Dothideomycetes; Pleosporales; Trematosphaeriaceae. The record is from RefSeq and is a predicted model, not a curated record.